Fimicolochytrium jonesii is the source of this 1674-nucleotide messenger RNA. Its product is annotated as Phospholipid:diacylglycerol acyltransferase. The transcript is spliced from 7 exons. Lineage: Eukaryota; Fungi; Chytridiomycota; Chytridiomycetes; Spizellomycetales; Powellomycetaceae. Bases 1 to 1674 code for a protein of 557 amino acids. Gene Ontology annotation, cellular component: cytoplasm. Gene Ontology annotation, biological process: lipid metabolic process. The record is from RefSeq and is a predicted model, not a curated record.
AUGUUGCCGUUUCGCUCGCGCGAGAACGCCGACAUCGAGUACGGAGACUUCCUACCAGGCGCGCGGCUCGCCAGGGAAGGACUGCAGGUCAAGCACCCAGUUGUACUCAUUCCGGGGAUUGUGUCCACCGGACUGGAGGUGUGGAACACGGCCCCAGAGACCAAGUUUUUCCGGAAGAGGAUGUGGGGAACCCUGGAUCAGAUCAAGGCAUUGUUACUCAACAAAGACUGCUGGAUGCAGCACAUGAUGCUCGACGAGAAUGGGAAAGAUCCGGUGGGUGUGAAGUUGAGGGCUGCGCAAGGACUAGAUAGUGCGGACUUCUUGUUUCCAGGUUUUUGGGUCUGGGCGAAGAUCAUCGCCAACCUCGGCUCAAUUGGAUAUGACUCAAACAACAUGCAUUUGGCGGCCUACGAUUGGCGGUUGUCGUUCAAGAACCUAGAGCUUCGCGACUUGUAUUUCACAAAACUAAAAUCCACCAUUGAAAUCGCUUACAAGCACGCGAUCAUGAAUGGCGGUGAUGAGAACGCUGCAAAGGUUAUGAUAGCUUCGCAUAGUAUGGGAAGCACAGUGUUCCUUUACUUUAUCAACUGGAUUCGCGCGCAACACGGUGAUGAGUGGAACGCAAAGUAUCUGGCUGGGUGGAUCAAUAUAGCAGGAACUCUGUUAGGGGUCCCGAAGGCUGCUGCGACCCUGUUAUCCGGCGAAAUGCGCGAUACAGCACAGUUGAAUGCAGCUGCCACUUCUUUAUUAGACUAUUUCUUUUCCCGGGAACAGCGCGUCAAGCUCUUCCGCUCUUGGGGCGGAAUGGCCUCCAUGUUGCCAUACGGUGGAGAGGCACUGUGGGGAAACGCGUUCAGUUUUGCACCGGAUGAACUUCACAGUGACAAGCCUUCCUUCGGCGCAAUGGUGGACGUCGGCAGCAGUCCGACGGAUAGCCGAACCAGUGACUCUAAAAGUUCAAAGCCGAAAUUCCACUUGACAGCCUCAAACAUGACAGCGUUUAUUGAUCAUCAUUCGAAAGAUGGUACGGAAUUAUAUUGGUCGGACGAUUACUCGUACGGUAUCGCCAAAACCAAGGAACAGUUGCAAGACUCGAAGAAGGAUUCGCGGGCUUGGACAAAUCCCUUAUUGACCCCUCUGCCGAAGUUCGGCAAAAAUUUCAAAAUCGUAUGUCUGUACGGGACAGGCCUUCAGACGGAGCGCAAAUAUUUUUACAAGCUUGAAACGCCAUCGGACGGCACGCGAUCGAACAACGAUACCUUCCCAGAAGAGGGCAACGCGGACAUGCACAUUGACCAAUCGCAAUCGGACGCGGCAUCAAACACUGUUUACGGCGUUCAGACGACGGACGGCGACGGCACCGUCCCGCUCUUGUCGCUUGGUUAUAUGUGUCAACAUGGAUGGAAGCAGAAACGAUAUAACCCGGAGGGGGUGACGGUCAUCACUAGGGAGACGAGGGAGGACCCGUCGAGACGGUCGGGGAUCCUGAAUUCGCUCCCGAAGGUUCGAGGAGGGCCAGAUAGUCCCGAUCAUGUAGACAUCCUUGGGAAUUACGAGCUCACGGAGGAUAUCUUACGGCUGGUGUCUGGGCAGGACGAAAACGUCGUCGACCGCAUAUAUAGUGAGAUCGACAAGAUUUCCGAGCGGGUUGUUCUUCCUCCGCAUCUGGAUUGA